AUGGCCGCGGCCAAGGCGGAGAUGCAGCUCCUACCACAGCUGCAGAUCUCUGACCCCUUCGGCUCCUUUCCACACUCGCCCCCCACCAUGGACAGUAACUACCCCAAGCUGGAAGAGAUGAUGCUGCUCAGCGGCGGGGGUCCCCAGUUCCUCACCUCCAGCGGGGCCCCUGAAAGCAGCGGUUUCAACCCCCCCGGAGAACAGCACUUCGAGCACCUUGCUGCAGACACGUUUCCCGAGAUCUCUUUAAAUAAUGAGAAAUCCUUGGCAGAAACCAGCUACCCCAAUCAGACAAGCCGGCUGCCGCCUAUAACCUACACGGGCCGCUUCUCUCUGGAACCAGCCCCCAACAGCAGCAACACUCUCUGGCCAGAGCCUCUGUUCAGCCUUGUUAGUGGGCUGGUGGGCAUGGCUAACCUACCCACCACUUCUACACCUUCUUCAUCACCAACCUCCUCAUCCUCACAGACCCCGCCCCUGAGCUGCUCUGUCCAGGCCAGCGACAACAGCCCGAUCUAUUCAGCGGCACCAACAUUUCCCAAUUCUAGCUCUGAGAUUUUCCCUGAGCAGCAAACUCAGUCCUUCCCAAACGCUCCCAGUACCUCUCUCCAGUACCCUCCCCCGGCUUAUCCGGCUGCUAAAACCAACUUCCAGGUGCCAAUGAUCCCGGACUACUUAUUUCCCCAGCAACAGGGGGAAUCUCUCAGCCUGGUCCCAGCUGAUCAGAAACCAUUUCCAACGCUAGAAUCCAGACCCCAGCAGCCCUCUCUCACACCUCUCUCCACUAUCAAAGCUUUUGCUACCCAGACUGGGUCCCAAGAUCCGAAGACGCUAAACACUACGUAUCAGUCGCAGCUAAUCAAGCCAAGCAGGAUAAGAAAAUACCCUAACCGACCUAGCAAGACCCCUCCUCACGAGAGACCCUACGCAUGCCCAGUGGAGUCCUGUGACAGGAGGUUUUCCAGAUCUGAUGAGCUGACCCGGCACAUUCGGAUUCACACAGGACAAAAACCUUUUCAGUGCCGUAUUUGUAUGAGGAAUUUCAGCAGAAGCGAUCACUUGACCACUCAUAUCCGAACCCACACCGGGGAGAAGCCAUUUGCCUGUGAUAUUUGUGGUAGAAAGUUUGCCAGAAGUGAUGAGAGGAAGAGACACACUAAAAUUCACCUGAGACAGAAGGACAAGAAAGCAGAAAAGGCAACUCCAGCCUCUGCUGCUUCUCAGAUUUCCACCUACUCCUCUCCAAUGACAACUUCCUACCCAUCUCCAGCCGCCACCACUUACCCAUCUCCAGUGCCUACAUCAUAUUCCUCCCCAGUGUCUUCUUCCUAUCCAUCUCCAGCACACACCACUUUCCCUUCCCCCUCAGUAGCAACUACAUACCCUUUGGUUACUGCCACCUUUCAGGCCCAAGUAUCUACCACUUUCCCCUCUCCAGGGAUUACCAAUUCUUUCAGUUCACAAGGGACUUCAGCACUUUCAGAAAUGUCAUCAACUUUUUCUCCAAGGACAAUUGAAAUUUGUUGA
Molecule: messenger RNA, 1527 nt
Organism: Emys orbicularis (European pond turtle)
Lineage: Eukaryota; Metazoa; Chordata; Testudines; Emydidae
Gene: EGR1
Product: early growth response 1
Exons: 2
Coding region: 1-1527 (508 amino acids)
Biological process (GO): regulation of transcription by RNA polymerase II
Molecular function (GO): RNA polymerase II cis-regulatory region sequence-specific DNA binding; DNA-binding transcription factor activity, RNA polymerase II-specific
Source: RefSeq, a predicted model, not a curated record